UGAAGAGGGGUUGGUAUUCAUAAUCCGGUAUUAUUUCGAUACCAGGCGACAUCCUUAUAAAGGAGAUUGUAGAGAAGAUUUGCAAUUUUGUGUUACUUCACUUCGUACGCAACGUAACAGAAAAUGAAUCUUUUAAUAUGUAGUUUGGUUUUAAUAACCUGUAUAGUAAACUGUGUGGCAGCAGAACAAAGGACUGUUGAUUCUAAUGUAGGUAAGAUAACGGGUGAUAUUCGUACAGUAAAAAUUGGUCCUAAUACAGCUGAUAUAACCACCUUUCUGGGGAUACCGUAUGCUGAACCUCCCGUAGGAAAUCUGAGAUUUAGAAAACCUGCGAAGAAGGCGAAAUUUGACAACAUGUUUGCUGCUUCAGAAUUUGGUGCUUCUUGUCCCCAGUUCCACGUAAUGUACACUCCGGAGAAAAUGGACGAAGAUUGUUUAUUUCUAAAUAUUUAUACCCCUGAUAUAACUGGAAGUGACACCAAAUAUCCGGUAAUGAUUUUUAUUCAUGGUGGUGGUUUCAUUCUUGGAGACGGCAAAGCGAUGAAUGUGGAGAAAUUGGCCGCAUAUGGACAAUUAGUGACAGUCAGUAUCAACUACCGUUUAGGACCUCUUGGUUUCCUCGACACUGGUGAUGAUGCUGUGGAUACCAAUAAUGGUCUGAGAGAUCAGCAUCUGGCUAUUAAAUGGGUGAAAGACAAUAUUGAAAUUUUUGGCGGUGAUCCUACAUCAAUUACAAUAUUUGGAGAGUCAGCUGGCAGUGCCUCGGUGAUAUAUCAAACUAUUUAUCCAGAAAACGAAGGACUAUUUCAAAGAGCGAUCGCAGAAAGUGGUUCAGCCAAUUCCUUCUGGUCAGUUACUCCUGAUCCUCGUAAGAUUGCCAAACUGUUAGCCGAGAAACUUGACUGCCCCGAAACAUCGUCUUCUAAAGCAAUUGUUCAAUGUCUUCGAGAUUUCAAGAAUACUACACAUAUUGCCGUUGCCUCAAACGUAACGGAAGGUGGAUUACUGUGUUGGAGUCCAUCUGUGGAUGGUGAUUUUGUCAUUAAGAAUAGAAUAGAUGCCCUUGGUAAUACAUCUACUCAAACAAAUUUAAUUCCUUUUAAAAAUCUGGACCUCUUGAUGGGAACUACUGAUUACGAUGGUUUGUUUUUUCUAACAUUUGGUGAAGUGGCUGCAUAUUUCACAGAACUACAAAGUGCAUCCACUGUUGACGAAAUUCAAGAAGCUAACUACAAUAUUAUAUCAUUGGUAUUAAAUUAUGCUUUCGGUAAAGACUUAGCAUCAGAACUUUUGGACUCCGUUCUUUUUCUGUACACAAACUAUGAGGACCCAUCAGAUAAAGAUCUGCACAAGAAACAGGCUUCAGACUUUGCAACAGACGUUGCUUUCUUUGUGUCCACAGCUACAGCACUUGAGAAACACGCUUACCAGAACACAGGCUCUAAGACUUACCAAUACGAGUUCUGUGAUCGCCACGACUUUCAGUUCAAAGAUCCGUGGAUAAAAGGAGCCUUACAUGGCGAUGAACUAUUCUACGUUUUAGGUUUGCACGAAGAUCUUAGGCCUUUUAUCGAGAUUACAGAAGAACAGACCACUGCUAAAUGGCCAUUUGCAACACGGAUAAUGGAUUAUUGGACAAAUUUUGCUAAAACCGGGGAUCCCAAUUCACCACGUAAACCAGCCGUACAAUGGCGGGAGUAUACCAGCUCAGAUAAAAGCUACCUGUAUAUAACUUCAGAAGAUACAGCCAACAGAAAACAUCUAAAUGCUCGACGAACAGCAUUCUGGACCAGUUAUGUUCCAAAGCUGAUCAAGAAGGCAGGUGGUGAUCACUGGUCUCAUAAAAACUAAGUACUGGGCAGAAAAGAUUUCCAGGAACACUGUUCAUUUGUUUUUAUACGCCCAUUAUUUUCAUGUAGACGUUCAUGUCUGGUCAUUCGUUCACAUUUGUUUGGGGGCAAAUCACAGUUUUUAUUCGAUUGUGACGAAACUUCAAUUGUAAAUAUUUAUAUCUCAACGAUCCCUGAUAUGUUUUAUUUUUGAACAUGUUGGACAGUAACUGCAUAGAUUUAUGUUCGAGAUUCUAUGAAAAUCACUUAAAUAGCUUGCAGGCCCUCCAGAUGCCACAACUGUUGCCCGAUUCAGAUGAAAUUUCAAAUAUAUGGUAAGAAUAAAAACUUCUUGGAUUAUGACCCCCGCCUUUUACGCCAAAUGAAAAAGAAAUUCCCCAGUUUCCGCGACCUACGGUUCGGAAGUUACAGACUCAUUUGUCGAAAACUUGUCAACAAACUUUUUCAAAUUUGGUGCGAAACAUUGAGAUCACAAGAAUACGAACGCUAUUGAUAUGCGGCAUUCCGCGACCUUCCAUUCCGGAUUCACAGACCACCCCUCCCAUUUGCCGAAAAGCAACAUUUAUUUCACAUUCUAUAUUCAGCGUUCUAUUACCUACCGUUCCACCCCUCCCCCCUGUCCGAAAACGUUGAGAUUGCGACCGAAGCUUCAGUUUCUAACGGAUUUGGUUUUACCAUAUUCGAUGUGAAGCAUUGGGACAAUGAGAGGAUGGGCCCUAUCGAUUUUUCCUCCGUUUCUUCAUUACUUUGUUUUGCAUUAAAUAUUGGCCAUUUUGUUUCUGAUGUCAAACUUAUUAAUCUAUGUGCAUUGACAAACUAUUAAAACUGUAUUUGAGAGAACUGUAAUUAGUCAUACACUU
Molecule: messenger RNA, 2710 nt
Organism: Patella vulgata (common limpet)
Lineage: Eukaryota; Metazoa; Mollusca; Gastropoda; Patellidae
Product: neuroligin-4, Y-linked-like
Exons: 2
Coding region: 124-1851 (575 amino acids)
Biological process (GO): presynaptic membrane assembly; modulation of chemical synaptic transmission; chemical synaptic transmission
Cellular component (GO): cell surface; synapse
Molecular function (GO): signaling receptor activity; neurexin family protein binding
Source: RefSeq, a predicted model, not a curated record